Molecule: messenger RNA, 1425 nt
Organism: Ananas comosus (pineapple)
Lineage: Eukaryota; Viridiplantae; Streptophyta; Magnoliopsida; Poales; Bromeliaceae
Product: gamma-interferon-inducible lysosomal thiol reductase-like
Exons: 5
Coding region: 124-864 (246 amino acids)
Molecular function (GO): oxidoreductase activity, acting on a sulfur group of donors, disulfide as acceptor
Source: RefSeq, a predicted model, not a curated record
UUUUUGCACCCCACCCGCCCCCUCGGAGGAAUCACCUACAGAGGAAGCGAUCUCUCCUCAACUCAACACAACCUCUCUCUCUCUCUCUCUCUCUCUCUCUCUCUCUCUCUCCCUACCCUUCCCAUGGCGUCUCUUCAUCUCCUCUUCGCCAUUUCACUCCUCUCUCUCCUCUCCCUCUCUCCCUCCCAUGCAUCGGCCACUAAGAGGGUCUCCUUGUCCCUCUACUACGAGACUCUGUGCCCUUACUGCUCCAAUUUCAUUGUGAACCACCUCUCUCGCAUCUUCAGCAACGGGCUCGUCUCCAUCGUCGACCUCGAUCUCGUCCCUUACGGCAACGCGAGGGUUUCCUCCGACGGCUCCUUCAUUUGCCAGCAUGGUGCGAACGAGUGCCUUCUGAAUGUUAUCGAAGCAUGCGCAAUCAAAGAGUGGCCUGAUGUGCAAGAGCACUUCCGCUUCAUUCACUGUGUUGAAAAUUUAAUUCUGGGACAGAAAGAAAACGAGUGGCAAUCUUGCUUCCAGGUAGCUGGCCUGAGUUCGGAAGCGGUUGUAGAUUGCUAUAAUAGUGGAUAUGGGUGGCAGCUUGAACUACAGUAUGCAGCAGAGACAGAUGCUCUUCGCCCCCCUCAUCAGUAUGUUCCUUGGGUGGUUGUUGAUGGGAAGCCUCUCUAUGAGGAUUAUAUGAAUUUUGAGGCUCAUAUCUGUGGAGCUUAUGAUGGUAAACUUCCCAAGGCUUGCAAAGGACAUAGGCAAUCAAUUUCCCAAGAGAUGAAAGCCAGUAGAGGAGAUCAGGUGUGCCUUCCUAGUGAGACAAUCAGCUCAUUUGCAGCUAGAAAGAGUAAAAAGAAGAGGAAUAAGUUUACUUAAAUUUUCAUCCUUGUUGUUCAACCUGAAUUUCCAUUUGGUUUGGUUCCAUUUGGUUUGGUAGGGCUGUGGGACUUAUGAUUCGAAAUCUAUAGCGAAUUCCUGAAAUUGGUAGCACUAACAAUCGAUAUCUUGGUCUCUUAUAAAAAGAGAUUUCUGGCCCAUGCAAACAUGAUUUGGUUGGUCAAGAAUGCCCAAUUUUCUACACUUUUUAAAUAUUGUUGUGUUUAGGAAAGAGAGAAAAAGUAAGGUGCCUUUUUGCUUAUACUCUCUAUGCUGUUCUGAAAAUUUUGGAGGAUUCAGUCUUUUCUUUCAAGGACCCUAGAAGGAACAUACACUAGGACUGAGAAUAAAUAGUUUUUUUUCUUCUUGUUGGAAGUACCAUAUCAAACAACGAUUGACUUACGAAAAUUGCAAUUUUUAUAAUCUAAGUUGUUAAAUGCAUUCCUCUUUUACUUGCAUUUUAUUAGUCCAUUUUUAUCGUCUCGUCUCUUCAUAUCCAUAAAAAUUCUGAUGAGGCUUUUUACUCAUUCCAUUCCCUUCUGUCCUCCUCUUAUUGUCAAA